GGCGCGGUGACGCGGCGGCAGCUCGUCGAGGAGGUGCUGCCGCUGUUCUACGCCGAGGCGGUGGAGUACCGUGCGCACGCGGGCGCGAGCGGCAGCGGGAGCAUCGAGGCGGGCGCGCAGCUGAGCAGCUCCGCGGCGGCGUUCGACCUGCAGCCCGCGCGCACGCCGGGGACGGCGCACGACCUGGCGCUGCUGUUCGUGACGUUCUGCUUCGGCGCGCUGACGGACGUCGAGCUGCCGCCCGCGCCGCACAACUCGGAGGCGGAGCAGUACUUCCAGCUGACGCGCGCGGCGCUGAACGCGGAGCCGCUGCUCGAGCGGCCGCCGAGCGUCGUGACGGUGCAGACAAUGGCGGUGUGCCUGCGUAAAGAAGUGCAUAUGUUUGUGCGAUAUAGAGAUGACUUGGUGCCCCGCGGGAUGCAGGCGAAUGGACCCGCACCCACAGACCGCACGACGCAGGGGCCCGACACGGCCGGCGGCAUGGGCGGAGACUUGCACGUGCAGUCAUUAGAAACAGCGCAACAAGAUGACGCGCUCCGCAAAACCUACCUUGGUGUUUCUCACCGGCCGCCGCAACAUCCUCAAAUCCCCCGUCCUGCCCGUGCGUGGGCAGAAGGAGAUGCCACAAACGCGAGCGGGAGUGACAGGGGCGAAAAAUGGCCGCUUAGGCUGCCGCGCCGGCCACGGGGGCUCGGCGUGCUGGAUGGCGACGGCGGGAGCGCCACCCCUGCGGCGGCUGAUCGUCGAGGCCCGGGAAACCGUGGCGGUGGUCUAUGCUCUGGUGCCUGCGCCGGUGGGUCGUCCAUGGCCAUGGCCGGCCCCCGGGGUGCCAUCGCCUGCCGCUGCCGCUUUGGAUGCAUGCAGAACAACCAAUGUCAGAACAACGCAACACUCAAAGGUCUCCGGCGGAACGCCCGGGAGCGCGUCCCUGCUGCUGCCGCUGCUCGAUCUGCCGUUGCCGUUGCCGUUGCCAUUGCCAUUGCCAUUGCACGCGCUGACGAGGUCAUACUACGAGAUGUUGGUCGACGUCCUGGACUGCGGGGAAAAUGGGGUGCCAGGGUUGGAAAACGCGCGUCGCGCAUGCAGACCCCGGGAUCAUCGCGCGUGUGCGACACAGUCCCUGGGCUGGGCAAGUAUGGGGCGAUGGGCCGUGCGAGCUCAUGCGGUGGUGGCAGGGCCAUGAUGUGGUUGCUGCUCGUUGUCCGGUGGGACGUCCACCGGGGGGAUGCAAAGGCCAUAGCGGUGCAUGAGGCGCUCGUGCUCGGGUAUCUUGACAAAUCGUAUGAUCCCACGCUCGCACCGGAAGAUCAAGUUGUCGAAGACUCGGGUACCACCAGGAAGAUUGCUGGGAUUCUUGAACGGGACAUGUGGACUCCAUCCCUGUAA
This is a messenger RNA of Postia placenta MAD-698-R-SB12, 1386 nucleotides long. RefSeq lists its product as hypothetical. Lineage: Eukaryota; Fungi; Basidiomycota; Agaricomycetes; Polyporales; Adustoporiaceae. The annotation marks the transcript as partial. The transcript is spliced from 10 exons. The record is from RefSeq and is a predicted model, not a curated record.